AUAUCCCUGACUCGUAAAGGGGUUUUCUAGCCUUUUUAAUCUUAUCAGAUGCAUCUCCGAGCGCCUUCAUGGUGCUCGGCGCACUAGUCUAGAGCCAAAAAAAAAAACCUUGAAUGUGAGAGGAAAAGUCCUCUGAUGGGAUUCCCCAUCGUCCGAGUUGCCUUCUUCCAAGCCAAGUCUUACGUUUCUCGCCGUGCCGUCUCGAUCCGACCUCGGGUUUGCGAACCAACACAGUUCGGCUACCGUCCGACAUAGGUUGGAUAAAUAGCAAGACGGGCGCUGCCUCGAUGGUUGCUCUCCCUUCGCUCCCUUGUCCUUCUCACCUAUCAUUCGUGCAUUAGACUGCUACCGAGAGACCGGUACUAUCAAACGACAAUGGCGGCCCGCGCAGAUCUCGAGUCCCACCGGGAGAAACACCCCGAAGACCUCGUCAACGAGGUUCCCGAGUCAUCAUCCUCUGACUCGGAAGACGACCUCAAGCCCAAUCCCCCGAUGUACUGGAAGAUCAUCGCCGUCAUUUUGAUCUCCUGCAUCAGCUUCGGUUCGUCAUGGAGUUCGGGUAUCACGGGCGCCUUGAAGUCGACGCUCAAAAAAGAGCUCGAUAUCAACAACAAGCAGUUCUCGCUGCUUGAAGCCAGUGAAGAUUUCAUGGUGACUCUGCUCAUUCUCACGAGUGGUAUCGUGACGGACAGAAUCGGCGGUGCUGGUGCCAUGCUUUACGGCAACGUCAUCUACUCCAUCGGCUCCAUCAUCGUCGCUGCCGCAGCUCAGACCCGGGACUUCAAGCUCAUGAUUGGCGGCCGAGUUAUCCUUGCCCUCGGUGACAUCGCAACCCAGGUCGCCCAGUACAAGGUCUUUAGUUCCUGGUUCUCGCCCAACAACGGUUUCGCCUCCACCCUCGGUCUUGAACUUGGCAUCAAGAAAAUCGGCGGCUUCGUCGGCAAGUCUUCAGCCAACAUUAUUGCGAAGAACACGGGCAACUUCGCAUGGGUCUUCUGGAUCGCCGUCUUCAUGAACGUCUUCACCAACAUCCUCACCCUUGUCUUCUAUCGCUUCAACACCAUCGCUCAUAAGAAGUUCGGCAACGUGACAGACCCGGCUACCGGCGAAAAGCUCACUGAGAAAUCCAAGAAGUUCGAAGUCAGGAAAGUGCUGGAGCUGCCGUGGGUCUUCUGGGCCAUCUUGUCGUUCUCCCUGUUCCAAACCAGCACUGCGAUUGUGUUCUCGCAGAACGCCACGGAAUUGGCUGAGAAGAGGUUUAAGACGGACUCUAUCACUGCUGGUUGGUACUCGGCAACCUUGCAGUACGCCGGCUUCUUCUUGGUACCCUGCAUUGGUGCUUUCAUCGAUCUCAUGGGUAACCGCAUCACCUUGUUGGCCAUCUGCGGUACCGGAGUCUUCCUAGCCAUGGCCCUCAUCAACUGGGCCACGGAUACCAAAGGAACUGCUGCCGCCUUUGGCAUUUACGCCGUGGCGUUCACUCUGGGCCCUACCACCAUCAUCGACAGUAUUCGUACCUCCAUGUGGCAUGGAUCUGUCUUUGGCUCCGCUUACGCUGUCAAGAUUGCCACGAAUAACGCGAUGAACAUUAUCGUCCGUGUCAUCACCGGUGCCAUCCAGGAUGCCGACAACGACAGCUAUGACCACGUUGUCAUCGUGUACGCCGUUCUUGCUGCUGCUUCCGUCUUGGUCUCAAUCAUGCUGGGCGUCCUGUCCUGGUGGUCAAUCGAUCUUGGUAACCUCCAGUGGACCAGAAAGCAGCGCAGGGCCAACGGCGACUUAUGGAAUGAGAGAAAAAGAGCUUUCUACGAGGACAAUGGAGCGCGCAACAAGCGGAUCUCUAUGAUUUGCUUCAGCUCUCUGAUUCUGUUGAUUUUAGGUGCUUGGUCGGCGUACUUCUGGGGUGUCGCAACUGGCAACAACUCUUAAGAGCUACAUGUACGAAGAUGAUGACUAUGAGGCAAGAGCAGCCGAGGCAUUUGUCAGUGUCCGAGAUACUCAAGCGCCCACGUAAUGAAACGAGGUAUCCAGACAAUAAUGUAGGAAUUUAAUGAACAUAUGGUAUAAUGCCAAAUUCA
This is a messenger RNA of Colletotrichum godetiae, 2078 nucleotides long. RefSeq names its product major facilitator superfamily transporter. The record is from RefSeq and is a predicted model, not a curated record. The coding region runs from base 376 to 1929 and encodes 517 amino acids. The transcript is spliced from 4 exons. Gene Ontology annotation, biological process: transmembrane transport. Gene Ontology annotation, molecular function: transmembrane transporter activity. NCBI's taxonomy places the organism in Eukaryota, Fungi, Ascomycota, Sordariomycetes, Glomerellales, Glomerellaceae.